UCAGAGGUUGACUUUGCACACUUCGAAUCUGCUUGGGACCAUGGAAACCGCGCUUCACUUAGAUUAUUCCCUGACAUACUUACAUAGCUUCAGCUUCGUCUUGAACCUGAGACUCGCUCUUGUCUUUACAGCGACUUGGCUAGCAGUUUGGGUGUUACAGGAUCAGCUGGGCAUUGGUGGCCGAGUCUCUCGUUCAGUUAACUUACCCCCAGGCCCAUGGGGCUGGCCUGUGCUGGGUAUCCUACCGUCUCUUGGUGUCACUGCUCCCCACCAGCGGUUAGCGGAGUUCGCUACCAAGUAUGGCGGUGUAUUCACCUGUUACUUCGGCGGACAUAGGGUGGUGGUGUUGGGAAACUAUGACUGCAUUGUUCAGGCGCUUGGCAAGUCUGGGGAUGUGUUCAGUGACCGACCAAGACUGACCAUGUUCACUGAGGUGGGCGGAGGAAGAGGAGUGGCAGGUGCAUACUUUGGCAAGCAAUGGAAGGAGCAGAGGGCCUGGACCUUCAACAUUCUUCGUGGUUUGGGACUCGGUAAGGACAACUUUGAGUCCAACAUUACUGAGGAGGUGGGUCAUCUGUGUGAUCGUGUGAACGCCUAUCAGAGCGAAGCAUUUGACCCAUGUCUUUCUCUGAACACAGCUGUAUCGAACAUCAUUUGCUCUAUUGUGUACGGCACACGCUUUGAUUACGACAACACCACAUUUAAGCGGUUGCUGACCCUUCUUCAGGAGAACUUUGAGCUGGUCGGACUGGCUGGAGUGGUCAACUUCUUCCCGGUCCUCAAGCACAUUCCUCUGUGCGGCUUUGGUAAGUUCCUCGCCAACGUCCGGGAGCUCAACUCCUGUCUGUUCUCUAAGUCCAUCAGUGACCAUCGGCUGACUUUCGACCAAGGUAGAAUCCGGGAUUUCAUCGAUGCCUACCUGAACGAGAUGUGUGGGCGCGAUAGUGGUGAGAACGAGGUGGGGUCAUCCUCGUUUACCGAGGAGAACUUGACCUGGGUCAUCGGUGAUCUGUUUGCUGUAGGCACUGAGACCACCGCCCUAACAUUGCGCUGGGCCUUGCUGUAUAUGGUGACACACACUAACGUCCAACAGAAAGUACAGCAGGAAUUAGAUGAGGUAGUCGGGCGUACCCGUUUGCCAUCCCUGGAGGAGCGACCCCGUCUUAACUACACCCAUGCUGUUAUAAACGAGAUACAACGUGUCAGAUACAUAGCUGCAAUAACUGUGCCACGGGCGACGACUGAGGACACCAAGCUGAAUGGCUAUGACAUACCGAAAGGGACCACUAUCAUGCCUGUCAUGUGGGCAGUCAUGCACGAUCCGAAGGUCUGGCCACACCCUGAUGAGUUCCAGCCUGAGCGAUUCUUGGACGAUAGAGGGCAGUAUCACAAACCAGAACAUUUCUUGCCUUAUGGUACAGGUCGUCGCAUGUGUCCUGGUGAGCGAUUGGCUCGAAUGGAACUCUUCCUGUUCUUCACCCACCUUCUUCAUCGGUUUAGCUUCAGUCUACCGUUGGGGGCGCCACAGCCAUCUCUGAGUGGACGAAUGGGGAUAACGCUGGCGCCUCAGCCCUACCACCUAGUUGCUCGCAGCAGGCCACUGAAAGAGUCUGGGUGACCAACUUGUACAUAGCUUGACGUCUUGGUCGCAUAUUCUUUUGAAACCCACUGUGUUGUAUAUAGAUACAAGGGCUCUGAAAGCGGCUAAUCUUUCCCCCAAACAUUUGUUUAACAAACACCAGUUUAUUGAACAACCAUGGACGCUGAAGUGCUGACCUCUCAUCACUGGUCUGAAAUAAUAAUAUGACACACAAUUCAUCCGAUCAGAGCUCCAGGAAAGUGACCAUCACGCCCUCAUUGGAGUUAGUCGGUGCAAACUCGAGCUGUUUCUUUGCCAUUCUAUCCAUGCUGAAUGAUACUACUCUUUGCACUUUAAAUAUUUUGUAGAUUGUGCUCGAAACUACUUCGACCAAAAGAAGUCUGCAUGGCUUAAUAAGCGCUAUCUGUCGAAAUACUUCAGCACAUUUCAUGAAAGGUUCUUCCAACAAGAAUCAUCGAAAAUCGUCUAGAAAUUGCGCAUGCAUACUAGGGUAUCGUGAUAAUUUCAAAAAGUUUGAUUUCUUCAGAUUUGAAUAGACAAAAAUUAUGUUUUGGCAAUAUUUAAGACCUACCAUGUAGGAAAAAUAUCACAAAUUGGUCUGGUUAACCUAAAAUGGAUUGAAGUUUUUCAUUACAAAUUUAAGUCAUGCUUUUUUGUUAGUUACAUUUAAAUCGUAGAUUCCUUUCCUGAGGAUUUUUUUCUUGUGUGCCUUUUACCUUGUCCGAGACGUCUCUGUGACGUCCUAUUGUUCUGGUAUCCCACAAGACUCCAUAAACACGCUGCGCAGUUGGAAGGAAUUCAGGCACAAAAGGCCGCUCGCGUACUUAAACAUUAGGGUGCGAAACGCUGUUUUUAAAAUGCUCCCAUAUGAAUCAGAGUUACUUUCCUACGUUGAAAUUCCAACCGAAUGUCCCACAAUAUAAACAAUUCAAUUGUCGUGCAUUGUUGUGGAGGCUUUUACACCUUAAGAGUCUCCACAGACAUGCAAACAAAACACCGUCUCCACAAGAAUACAAAUUCGUGUUUGUUUGUUCGUGUUCAGCAUGAAUCAGCAACCUUUGAUAGUCACAUACUGACUAUGCUAUCAUAAACGAUGUUUAGACACUUUCAAUUGUAAGACAAGCCCAACGCCCAGAUCCAGGCAAGAAUUCCUUUUAUAUCCAGCUUCGUAGAAACAGACAACAUGUGCACCCAGUUUUCAUUAACGAUUCUUGUGAUUGAUUUUACAUUUUAAUUACCCAGGACUAAUCUAGAGACCCAUGCUGCAUGAAAACGAAUCGAAAAAAGGCAAACAUUUGUGUAUGCAUAUAGUGUAUACUUCUUAAGUUCAAGCAGUGAUGUCUUGUUUUGAGGAGGGCUGAUGUGGUAUUGAUGUAUUAUCAAUGUUAGGAUGUUGGGUGUAUCCAAGUUUAUGGCUGUGGUAUGGAUCAUCUGCCAUGAGUGGGAGGUUACAAAGACGUAGCUGUGCACUCCAGCAGUACGUUGAAGUUACUAAAGCAUCAAUUCUCACUAUCGGGUUCUCACGUUCUGUGUCUUUUUAAUUAAUUGUCUGAAGCAAAAUGUAGAUAUCUAGGAAGAGGUUUCUUCAGGCAGUCAUUGUUGCUGACUUUGAAGAUCAUCUUACACUUUUAAAAUUACGUCCUUGUGCCAGUUGUUAGCACGAAGAAUUGUACCUUUAUGCUUACCCUGGAGAGACAUAAAUCUUCACAACUAGUCUUGAAUAUGUACGUCCCUUCAGGGCCACCAUACACCUUCGUGUAUGUUCCAGCGCAGCAACCUCCAAAUAUUGCUCUUGUACGACUAGCUUCUACUGUGAUCAACCACUAGUCUACAAGUUGUGUGGUACGCUGUAUUGUAAUUUCAACAGGCAAAGGAACUAGUGACAGGUAAUGAAUCUCCAGACACAUCUUAAGGACAAAGGAAAGCAAGAGGUGAGGAAGGUAGUGCUUUUUAUGCCCACCAAGCAAACUUGCUGCUACCUGUGUCGUCUUAAACUAAGAUUUGAGAAGAAGAGAAAAUCUAGUUCAUUUAGAAACCCUAGCACAAGAUAGAGAAAGAGAAAAUAGUCCAGUUACUAUAUCUUGGAAUGCAAUGAUGAUAAUGUGAUGAGAGAUACGGACGAUCUGUAGGACCGUUUUAUGCACCCAUGUUUCGUUUUCAUUCAGUCCAUUAGUAUCAGCCCUAAUUAAUAACUCGGUGAUUGGAUGAACGUAAUCGCUCAGAGCAAGUAUGAGUCAAAACUUUACACAAGCAAAAUUCUGCACACCUUUACUCAUGAACUUGUGUCGCGUCACGCCUGGUCAGUGGAGUGUGGAGGAAAAGGCCAGUCAUGCAGUGUGCGAAGUGGAUCAGUGUGACAGAUUUCUUAGAUAUAAAGAGACUAGCAUCAAGAUAACAGAUUAAACCAUGUUACUCACGUCGGGACUUUAAGUAUGGUGUACUAUUUACGACAAAGAGUUCUGUCUCUGUCUAGCCUCUUCCGAGGCAACGGAACUGCA
Molecule: messenger RNA, 4098 nt
Organism: Acanthaster planci (crown-of-thorns starfish)
Lineage: Eukaryota; Metazoa; Echinodermata; Asteroidea; Valvatida; Acanthasteridae
Product: cytochrome P450 2U1-like
Biological process (GO): xenobiotic metabolic process
Cellular component (GO): intracellular membrane-bounded organelle; cytoplasm
Molecular function (GO): heme binding; oxidoreductase activity, acting on paired donors, with incorporation or reduction of molecular oxygen, reduced flavin or flavoprotein as one donor, and incorporation of one atom of oxygen; iron ion binding
Source: RefSeq, a predicted model, not a curated record